AUGCUGAUCAUCGAUCAGCCCCUCACCACCCACAGCAUAUCUCCUCGAACCCCGCAACCACAACCCCCGAUUCCAUCCCCGUCCCUCCAAGCACACCCCCCAACCCUCGCUGCAAUGGCGGCGGCCCGCGUGCCUCGCCGUGCGAGGAUCGUGUCAGCCCCAGCGUCAGCGAUCGCGCUGUCGCAGCGGAUCGUAGGCUCGUCGCUCUCGUCCCACAUCGCACGAUCUGCCUUCCAGUCUCCCGUUCUUCCAUCCCACGCUCCCGCCGCCACCGCAGCCGCAACCGCCGCCGCCGCUUCCGCUACUUCUGGUGUCAGUAGCGGAACCGUCACUGAUCCAGCAGCCGAUAGGGACGCUACAGACGCUACUGUAGCUUGUAUCGAGGGUUCUUGUAAAGGGGUUGCGGCAGGGAGAUUCAGCCGGCCCCGCUUUUCCCUCCUCGUUCCUGCGGCGUCGAUCGCCCUCACCCACCCAUGGCCGCCGCUCCACCACCCGCUCUCCGCCGCGCCCAUCCCCGCGCUCGUCCGCUUCCUCUCGUCCUCCGCGCUAGCGCCGCAGCAGCUUCACUCCAGCGGCCUAUCUGGCAACGCGGGCGCGGACAGCAGCAGCAGCAGCAGCAGCAUCAUCGAGGCGCUGCCGCCCUCUGUACCCCGUGCCGUUCCUGACCCCGGCGAGUCCCUCUCAGCGCGAGUGGACCUGGCGGGCAGCGAGGUGGUGUUUGAGACGGGGCGGCUGGCGCGCCUGGCGUCAGGCGCCGUGGUGGUGGGCGUGGGCGACACCAAGGUGCUCGUCACAGCCGUCGCCUCCCACGAUAGGGACACUUCUCGGGACUUCCUGCCCCUCAUGGUGGACUACAGGGAGAGGCAAUAUGUGAUGGGCCGCAUACCCAACACGUACAUGCGACGGGAGGGCGCGCCCAAGGAGAGGGAGAUCCUCUGUGCGCGCAUCAUCGACCGCUCCAUUCGCCCGCUCUUCCCUAAAGGCUUCUUCUACGAUACCCAGAUCACGGCCUCGGUGCUGAGCAGCGACCAGGAGCAGGACCCGGACGUGCUGGCAGUGAAUGCAGCGUCGGCAGCACUGUGCAUCUCGGACAUCCCCUGGAACGGCCCCAUUGGCUGCGUGCGCGUGGGGCGCAUUGACGGGCAGUUUGUUGUGAACCCAUCCAUGACGCAGCUUGCCAGCAGCGACCUGUCUCUGGUGUACGCAUGCACGCAAGAGCACGCAGUGAUGAUGGAGGUGCAGGCGCGCGAGAUAAGCAACGAGGACAUGGCAGCAGCGCUGCACCUCGCCCACGCCGAGGCCGCCAAGCUCAUUCCCCCGCAGCUGGAGCUGGCAGAGCAGGCCCGCCAGGAGAAGCGCCAGGCCGUGCCGCUGGUGGUGACGCCUGCAGUGAUGGAGCGAGUGAGGGGGCUGGCAGGGGGGGCCGUGACAGCGGUUCUCACCAAUUCUCUCUACUCCAAGGUACGUGGUGACUUGACUUGUGAGGCACCUUGGAAGCCGGCAGGGGAAGAGGCAGGCCGUGCCGCUGGUGGUGACGCCCGCAGUGAUGGAGCGAGUGAGGGGGCUGGCAGGGAACGCUGUCGAGGCUGUGCUCACCAAUUCUGCCUACUCCAAGGUAGGGGGCGGGCAUUGAGCAAGGUGCAGCAGGAUGUGGCGGAGGUGCUGGGGGGAGGGGAGAGUGGGCUUGCUGGGGAGAAGGUGGAGGGGGGAGGGGCGGAGGUGGAGCAGGAGAGGGAGGGUGGUGAUUCUGCGUUGGCCCAGCUGCCAGGCGCCAUGGAGAAACUCAAGCGGGAGGUGAUUCGCGAUGCAGUGCUGGGCAGGGGCUCGCGAGCGGACGGGCGGGGGUUGGAGGAGGUGCGGCAGGUGGCGUGUGAGGCAGGCGUGCUCAACCCACUACAUGGCUCCUCGCUCUUCUCCCGCGGGAACACGCAGGUGCUGUGCACGGUGACUCUAGGCCCUCCAGACGACGCACAACGCGUGGACUCCUUGACCGGAGUGACCCAGAAGCGGUUCAUGGUGCACUACUCCUUCCCGCCCUUCUCCGUCAACGAAGUGCGCAGCGAGCGCGGCGGGCUCAACCGCAGGGAGGUGGGGCAUGGAACACUGGCGGAGAAGGCACUGCUGGCAGUGUUCCCGGACGAGCAGGAGCUGCCAUACUCGGUGCGCGUGACGUCAGAAGUCAUGAGCUCCGAUGGCUCCUCCUCCAUGGCCACCGUCUGCGGAGCGAGCCUGGCGCUGAUGGAUGCGGGCGUGGGCGUGAGGGAGCACGUGGCGGGCAUAAGCAUGGGGCUCGUGACAGACGUUGACCCGAGCACAGGGGAGAUCAAGGACUACCGCCUGCUCACCGAUAUCCUGGGUUUAGAGGACUAUCUGGGAGACAUGGAUUUCAAGAUAGCAGGAACCCGCCGGGGAAUCACAGCCAUACAGCUCGACAUCAAGCUGCCGGGCGUUCCGCUGCCCGUGCUCUGCGCUGCUCUCGACCCGGCUCUCACCGCACGCAGCCGUAUCAUCGAGCACAUGGAGAAGGAGCUUGCUGGGCCACGCCUGGAGCACAGCGCUACCGCUCCCAGAUUCGGCACGGUGGCGAUAGACAGGGACAGCAUAGGGCGGCUGAUAGGCCCCCAGGGCUCCACUAUUAAGCAGUUGCAGCGACUCACAGGGUCGCGCAUUCAGGUGUCCAACGAGGGCUCUGUUUCCAUCUUUGCACGCGACAGCGCAUCGUUUGAAGCCACCAGAGACAUGGGACAUGGUACGCCCUCCAUUGCUCGCCCUCUUUCCCGCGCCCUUCCUCUCUCGCCCUCCCUCUCUUUUCUGCCUCACCCCUUUUCCGAUACUCCGCGUUCACCUCUCUCUCCCACCCGGGCCCCCCUUUCCGAUUUCUCCCCCUCCCCCACACCACCUGCGCCUCCCUCCCUACUGGUUCAAUUCUUUUGA
Closterium sp. Naga37s-1 is the source of this 2934-nucleotide messenger RNA. The record is from the annotation of a GenBank genome assembly. NCBI's taxonomy places the organism in Eukaryota, Viridiplantae, Streptophyta, Zygnematophyceae, Desmidiales, Closteriaceae.